Tinamus guttatus (white-throated tinamou) is the source of this 330-nucleotide messenger RNA. The record is from RefSeq and is a predicted model, not a curated record. Lineage: Eukaryota; Metazoa; Chordata; Aves; Tinamiformes; Tinamidae.
GAAAUGAGGCAGCAUGAUGUGCAGGAAUUAAAUCGAAUUCUGUUCAGUGCUUUGGAAACUUCCCUUGUUGGGACUUCAGGUCAUGACAUUAUUAACCGGUUAUACCAUGGGAUUGUUGUCAACCAGAUUGUCUGCAAAGAAUGCAAAAAUGUCAGCGAGAGACAGGAAGAUUUCUUAGACUUAACAGUAGCUGUGAAAGGUGUUGCUGGCUUGGAGGAGGCACUGUGGAACAUGUAUGUGGAAGAAGAAUACUUUGAAAAUGAUAACUUGUAUCGGUGUGGAGCCUGUGAUAAACUUGUUGAAGCCUCAAAGGUAAUGUGUGUUUGGUGA